Messenger RNA from Eurytemora carolleeae, 1247 nucleotides. RefSeq lists its product as uncharacterized. The transcript is spliced from 3 exons. NCBI's taxonomy places the organism in Eukaryota, Metazoa, Arthropoda, Copepoda, Calanoida, Temoridae. Gene Ontology annotation, biological process: positive regulation of protein catabolic process. Gene Ontology annotation, molecular function: ornithine decarboxylase inhibitor activity. The record is from RefSeq and is a predicted model, not a curated record. Bases 16 to 690 code for a protein of 224 amino acids. Gene Ontology annotation, cellular component: cytoplasm; nucleus.
AAAUGCUAGCAAACCAUGCUUGGCUCAAUCUCAAUAUCUUUACUCUUUACAACUGUAUUCGACUUCACUAAAACUGUAAUUAUGUUCUUAUUUGUAGUGAGUAUCUUGAAAUUGGAGAACGCUCCCUUUGUAUACACACUUAACCCUACAAUUCCCAGGGUGGGCGCAGAUAUUAACCCUUAUAUAGUCAGGGUGAGCGCAGAUAUUAACCCUAACAUUCACAGGGUGGGCGCCGAUAUUAACCCUAAUAUUCCCAGGGUUGGCGGAGGUAUUAACCCUAAUAUUCCCUUGGUUGGCGGAGGUAUUAACCCUAAUAUUCCCAGGGUUGGCGGAGGUAUUAACUCUAUUAUUACCAAGGUGGGCGGAGAUAAAGCUGAAAAGCUUUCGUUCUCUGCAGCCGGGGUGGGUGGAGCUAGGAGUUGCUGGGAGGCGGUUCUUUGGCAGAACAGGUUGUACGUGAAUGUCACCCAGAAUCAGCUGGCUGAUGGUAGCAAGGCUGCAUUUGUCUCGCUACUAGAGUAUGCUGAGGAAGUACUGGGAGUGGAUCACGUGAUUGCCUGUCUGGACCGUUCUUACAGCAACAAGAACAUCAUCAGGAACUUUUUGUUCCUGGGGUUUAAGCCUAUAUCUCCGGGGCAUGAGUACUUUCCUGCUAACCAAGAUGUUGUCUGUUUCCUCUACACCAUCUAGAAAUUCGGCACGGCCGCCGAUUUUAUCAACUCCUACAGUUUUCUAGUUUGACGUUACUAACUUCGGCGGCCGUCUACGGGAGACUUAAAUAUUGUAAUAUUGUCAUAUUUAAUCAACUAUACUGUUUCCCGUCGAUUUUUUGUUUUUAUCUUUUAGAAACAAAAAAUAAUAUUUUUUCUCUGGGUUUGUUAUUUUUUCAAACCCUGACUGAGGAGAACAGCUACAACGAUAAGGGAAUAUCCAAAAAAAAAGUAAAAAAAACCGAGAUGCAUUUUAGAAGAAAUUUUUGGUGCAUUUCACACAAAAAAAUGUCGUUAUCAUAUAUUUAACCAAAUUUGUGAGUUUUUCAAAUUUAAUGUUUCAAUUUAAGGAUUAAGGGGGGGAUUGGAGACUAUAUUUUUAACAUUUUUUCCGUCACAAACAUUCGAGUAGAAUAUUAUUAAAAUAUCUUUACUCCAGUCCCUACCUGCAGUCCUAGCAUAUUUAAUCUUAUAUUAUCUUGUAUAUUGGCAAUCUGUUGAUUUUAUUCAAUAAAUAAAUAUUCAAGAUAAAGAAAA